AUGUGUGGUGUUGGUAAAACAGCACUUGCGAGGAUUGUGUACGACAAAUUAUCUCCUCAGUUUGACUGCCGUAGUUUCCUCCACGACGUUGAAGGAUCAUGUGAAAGUUAUGGUCUUGGAUGGUUGCAGCGAAAGCUAUUAUCAAGUUUUGGUGUUCCUAGUCAUACUGACCACAUUAAAGACAUUGACGAAGGGAUGGAUCAGAUCAAGAGAGUAUGUGAUACUAAAAAAGUCCUCAUUGUUCUUGACGAUCUACAUGAAGAAGAAAAACUCCACUACCUAGCUGGAAAAUCUAAUUGGUUUGGUUCGGGUAGUAGGAUCAUUAUAACAACAAAAAACAAGGACAUCCUCUAUAUGAUGCACAUGGAAUCAUCCAAUGAAGAGGUCCUAAUUCAACCCAGAGGAAUUUUGGAUUAUGAAGUUCAUGAAAUGGAACUUGGUCAAACACUUCAGUUGUUUUAUAAGCAUGCAUUCAGAAGAGACUCUCCUGUGGAAGGAUAUGAUUGUCUUGCAGAGGAAAUUGUUCAUAGAUAUGAUUGUCUUGCAAAGGAAAUUGUUUGUAAAGUGGGUAUGCUUCCUUUGGCUGUUGCGGUGAUAGGCUUUUCUCUUUAUUGGGAGGGCUUGGUCCUGGAGCAACAUUUUGAAAAAAUAGAGCUAUGGGAAGACAUGUUAGAUCAGUUAGAUGAAUGUCCUAUUAAGGAAGUCCGAGAUGCAUUAAUGUCAUGCUUUUACAGAUUAGACUCCAUAAAGCCGUAUGUAGAAGCUCUAAGCCUCACUGCCACCAGCUGCAGCCGCAACUUUGAACCUGAAGAAUUAGCUGCUUUGCCACAUCUAAGGUUCCUUCGAGUGAAAGGCUCGAAUUUUUCUGGCGACUUCAAGAAUGUUCUUUCAUGUCUAAGAUGGCUAUCUUGGCAGACAUGUCAAACAACUUUCCAUGCGAAAAACUUUCACUUCAAUAACUUGGUUGUACUCGACCUUUCGAAUAGCGAUAUUGAAGAUGAUUGGGGUGGGUGGAGCCAAAUGAAGAUGAAUAAAUUAAAGGCCUUAGAUUUGACAGGUUGCAGAAAGUUAAAAAGGACACCCAACUUCUCUAAUUUCUUGGAUUUGGAGGAGUUGAUUCUCGCUCAGUGUGUCAACUUAACCACAAUUGACAGCUCCAUUGGUAAGCUACAGUGGCUAAAAACUCUGAAUGUGGCGGGGUGUGUCAACUUCAACUUAACCACAAUUGACAGCUCCAUUGGUAAGCUACAGUUGCUAGAAACUCUGAAUGUGGCGGGGUGUGUCAACUUAACCACAAUUGACAGCUCCAUUGGUAAGCUAAAGUGGCUAAGAACUCUGAAUGUGGCGGGGUGUGUCAACUUAACCACAAUUGACAGCUCCAUUGGUAAGCUACAGUGGCUAAAAACUCUGAAUGUGGCGGGGUGUGUCAACUUAACCACAAUUGACAGCUCCAUUGGUAAGCUAUGGCACCUAGAAACUUUGAAUAUGGCGGGGUGUAGUUCUCUUGGGGAGUUACCUGCAGAAUUUGGUUCUCUACAUUUUGGUAGCGAUGGCAUGGGUGGAUUGCAGAGAAUGAAGAUGAAUAGAUUGAAGGUCUUAGAUUUGACAGGUUGCAGAAAGUUAAAAAGGACACCCGACUUCUCUAAUUUCUUGGAUUUGGAGGAGUUGAUUCUCGCUCAGUACAAAGAACUAGUUAAGAAGGUUACUAGCGGUUUUGAGAGCCAGGCAAUUUUUGAUUGUUUGGACGAUCCAGAUAUUUCACUGCGUAAGGAAUGGGCUUACGUUUCGAAUGCUUUGGUGCAUUAUUUACAAGGUCAGCAUAUUUAUAGGAACGAGGACAUCAGUGAACUCUCAUGCUUUAUUGGAGGGUUGUAUAGAAUGCCGAGGGUGCUGGCGUUGGCGGGAGUGGACCACAGCAGCCAAGUCGAGAAAGAGCAACUGGAAUUGACGGAGUCUCCUAGACGUGAUGAUGUGGCUAUGAUGGUGGCAACUACUGGACUCCGAGAAAUCUGCAAGAACGGACACUAG
This is a messenger RNA of Eucalyptus grandis, 2028 nucleotides long. RefSeq names its product disease resistance protein RUN1-like. Lineage: Eukaryota; Viridiplantae; Streptophyta; Magnoliopsida; Myrtales; Myrtaceae. The record is from RefSeq and is a predicted model, not a curated record. The coding region runs from base 1 to 2028 and encodes 675 amino acids. Gene Ontology annotation, molecular function: ADP binding; protein binding. Gene Ontology annotation, biological process: defense response. The transcript has 7 exons.